ACUUUGCUUAGUGCUAGACUUUGAAUAGUGUAGUCAUGUCACCGCAGCCACUUGAUUGUUUUCUUUUUAUAAGGAUGUUCUUCUGUCACCAGUCACCACAAUACACCUUCUUCUCCUUGAGUUACAUUUGAAUUAUGGUACUAUCCAUCAAGAUUCUUGCUCGCUGCUGGAUUCUUUUGGUGGUGUUUCUAACACAGUCUUCACCCCAACUUGCUGCAGCCGAGAACAAUGAAGCAAACGCACUUUUGAGGUGGAAAGACAACUUUGACAAGCCCGGCCAAAAUCUCUUGUCAACAUGGACAGGCUCUGAUCCAUGUAAAUGGCAAGGAAUUCAGUGUGAUAAUUCCAACUCCGUCUCCACCAUAAAUCUUCCAAAUUAUGGGUUGUCAGGUACACUCCACACUCUCAACUUCUCCUCAUUCCCCAACCUCCUCAGCCUAAAUAUCUACAACAACUCCUUUUAUGGUACCAUACCCCCACAAAUUGGUAACAUGUCCAAACUAAAUGUUUUGAAUUUUUCUUUAAAUCUUUUCCGUGGUUCCAUCCCUCAAGAAAUGUGGACACUAAGGAGUUUACGCGGCCUUGAUCUUUUCCAAUGUAGUCAACUAAGUGGAGAGAUUCCUAAUUCCAUAGCAAACUUGUCCUACCUGUCAUAUCUUGAUUUAAGUAUCUGCAAUUUUUCUGGCCAUAUUCCUCCAGAGAUUGGAAAGUUGAACAAGUUGGAGAUUCUACAUAUUUCACGGAGUAAGCUUUUCGGUUCCAUUCCUCCAGAAAUUGGAAUGUUGACAAAUCUUAAGGAUAUUGAUUUGUCAAGGAACUUUCUCUCUGGUACUCUCCCUGAAACAAUAGGUAACAUGAGUACUUUGAAUAUGCUUCGUCUUUCCAAUAACUCCUUUUUAUCUGGGCCAAUUCCAUCCUCCAUAUGGAACAUGACUAACUUGACAUUGCUCUACCUUGAUAACAACAACCUUUCUGGAUCAAUCCCUGCUUCCAUAAAAAAAUUGGCCAAUUUACAGCAACUUGCACUUGAUUACAACCACCUUUCGGGAUCAAUUCCUUCCACCAUUGGAAAUUUGACAAAGCUCAUCGAGUUGUAUUUACGCUUUAACAAUCUUUCUGGAUCAAUUCCUCCCUCCAUAGGAAAUUUGAUCCAUUUGGAUGUCCUUAGUCUCCAAGGAAACAAUCUCUCCGGAACAAUUCCUGCCACAAUUGGAAAUUUAAAAAGGCUCACCAUUUUAGAAUUGUCCGCAAACAAACUUAAUGGCAGCAUACCACAAGUCUUGAAUAACAUUCGCAACUGGUCUUACUUGUUACUAGCUGAGAAUGAUUUCACAGGCCAUUUACCACCUCAAAUUUGCUCUGCUGGGACACUCUAUAUCUUUAAUGCUUUUCGCAAUCGUUUCACGGGUCCAGUGCCAAGAAGCUUAAAGAACUGCCCUAGUAUUGCCAGAAUCAGGAUCCAAGGAAACCAAUUGGAAGGAGAUAUAGCACAAGAUUUUGGUGUAUAUCCAAAUUUGGAAUACAUUGAUUUGAGCGACAACAAGUUUUACGGCCAAAUUUCGCCAAACUGGGGUAAGUGCCCUAAGCUUGAGACCUUGAAGAUAUCUGGUAAUAAUAUUUCUGGUGGUAUACCAAUAGAACUUGUUGAGGCAACCAACCUAGGCGUGCUUCACCUUUCUUCUAACCACUUGAAUGGGAAGCUUCCAAAGGAAUUAGGCAAUAUGAAAUCCUUAAUUGAACUCCAGCUUAGCAACAACCAUCUUUCUGGAACCAUUCCAAAGAAAAUUGGAUCACUGCAAAAGCUUGAAGAUUUGGAUCUUGGAGAUAACCAGUUGAGUGGAACAAUUCCAAUAGAAGUCGUGGAAUUACCCAAGUUACGGAAUUUGAAUUUGAGCAAUAAUAAAAUAAAUGGAAGUGUUCCCUUUGAGUUUCGCCAAUUUCAGCCUCUUGAAUCUCUUGAUCUAAGUGGGAAUUUGUUGAGUGGAACAAUACCAAGACAGCUUGGAGAGGUGAUGCGACUGGAAUUGUUGAAUCUGUCUCGCAAUAAUCUUUCUGGAGGUAUUCCAUCAAGUUUUGAUGGCAUGUCAAGUUUGAUUUCUGUCAACAUAUCAUACAACCAGUUGGAAGGGCCACUUCCAAAUAAUGAAGCCUUUCUUAAGGCUCCAAUUGAAUCAUUGAAAAAUAACAAAGCCUUGUGUGGCAACGUCACUGGCUUGAUGCUUUGCCCAACCAUCAACAGCAAUCAAAAAAGGCACAAGGGCAUUCUACUGGCGUUAUUUAUUAUCUUGGGUGCUCUUGUUCUGGUAUUAUGUGGAGUGGGAGUUUCAAUGUAUAUUCUUUUUUGGAAAGCUAGCAAGAAAGAAACCCAUGCUAAAGAAAAACAUCAAUCAGAAAAAGCUCUGUCUGAAGAAGUGUUUUCCAUAUGGAGUCAUGAUGGCAAAAUUAUGUUUGAAAACAUCAUUGAAGCUACUGAUAGCUUCAAUGACAAGUAUCUUAUUGGAGUUGGAGGGCAAGGAAAUGUUUACAAGGCUGAGUUGUCUUCAGAUCAGGUUUAUGCGGUGAAGAAACUUCAUGUGGAAACCGAUGGAGAGAGGCAUAAUUUUAAAGCAUUUGAAAAUGAAAUUCAAGCCUUGACCGAAAUCAGGCACCGUAACAUUAUAAAGCUAUAUGGAUUUUGCUCACAUUCACGGUUCUCAUUUUUGGUCUACAAGUUCUUGGAAGGGGGUAGCUUGGAUCAAGUACUAAGCAAUGACACAAAAGCAGUUGCAUUUGACUGGGAAAAGAGGGUGAAUACUGUUAAAGGUGUGGCCAAUGCUUUAUCUUAUAUGCAUCAUGAUUGCUCACCUCCAAUAAUUCAUCGUGAUAUUUCUAGCAAGAAUGUUCUUUUGGAUUCACAAUAUGAAGCCCAUGUCUCUGAUUUUGGGACAGCUAAAAUUCUAAAGCCCGGUUCACACAAUUGGACCACGUUUGCUGGCACGUUUGGGUAUGCAGCUCCAGAGCUUGCCCAGACUAUGGAAGUGACUGAGAAAUGUGAUGUGUUUAGUUUUGGAGUGCUUUCUCUUGAAAUCGUCACGGGGAAGCAUCCAGGAGAUCUCAUUUCUUCAUUGUUUUCUUCGUCUUCGUCAGCAACAAUGACUUUUAAUUUGCUACUAAUUGAUGUGUUAGACCAAAGACUACCUCAACCUCUAAAAUCAGUUGUCGGGGAUGUCAUUUUGGUUGCAAGCUUGGCAUUUUCUUGCAUAAGUGAAAAUCCAAGUUCUCGCCCAACCAUGGAUCAGGUGUCUAAAAAGCUGAUGGGGAAAUCACCUUUAGCAGAACAGUUCCCUGCGAUUAGACUUGGACAACUCUUCUAGAGCACCGAACUACUUAAAUAUUUUAUUUUUCUUGUUUUUUUCUUUUCUUUGUACACCCUUUAUCCUUUAUCUUAUGUUGUAAGCAUGUUUGUAUUGUCAUUGUAAUAUAUCACCAUGUAUAAGUAACUACCGCAGCUAGACUUUCUUGUUCAAAUAAUAAGGGGAUUGGAACACUAAUCUAUGAAUUUACUCCUACUAUUUUUUGUCAUUAGGUAA
Molecule: messenger RNA, 3569 nt
Organism: Glycine soja
Lineage: Eukaryota; Viridiplantae; Streptophyta; Magnoliopsida; Fabales; Fabaceae
Product: MDIS1-interacting receptor like kinase 2-like
Exons: 2
Coding region: 135-3353 (1072 amino acids)
Biological process (GO): hormone-mediated signaling pathway; protein phosphorylation
Cellular component (GO): plasma membrane
Molecular function (GO): ATP binding; protein kinase activity; protein binding
Source: RefSeq, a predicted model, not a curated record